Mangifera indica (mango) is the source of this 5043-nucleotide messenger RNA. RefSeq names its product SAC3 family protein B. The transcript is spliced from 16 exons. Gene Ontology annotation, cellular component: nucleus; transcription export complex 2; cytoplasm. NCBI's taxonomy places the organism in Eukaryota, Viridiplantae, Streptophyta, Magnoliopsida, Sapindales, Anacardiaceae. The coding region runs from base 118 to 4926 and encodes 1602 amino acids. The record is from RefSeq and is a predicted model, not a curated record. Gene Ontology annotation, biological process: mRNA export from nucleus.
AAACAAUAAGGUUUUAAAGUUCGCAAAAUUAAAACCAUCUUCGACUCUUCCUUGCCGAUUGCAAGAAACAACGAAAGCUUUAACUCUUGAAGCUCAGGAAUGCAGUAGAAUAGACAAAUGGCGGAUCAUAAUGCAGGGUUUGGAAGGCAGUCAGGCCCCUCUGUUCCCACAAAGCCCCUUCCCACUUUUGGAAAUUUCACUCCUCCCGCCUCUUCUUCUUCUCCUUUUGCCAAUACUACUCCAUCUCCCAGGCAACAUGAUGUUGUAGAGAGGACAAGCCCACCUCCUGUGUCUUUUGGGAGCUCCGCUCCAACUGCCGGACUAAACCAAACUUCCAGAGUAAGAAGACCCGAGGCUCCACAGAAAGUGCUGUCACCUCCUUCAGCAUUUGAAAACCCUCAUUCUCUUGCUGGUCCUUCUUACUCAUCUGCAGGGGUCCUUAGAUCCAUUGUGCCUCCUCAUAGAUUGGAUGAUGGGCAAAGAUCUUUCUUCAAAGAUUAUGAUGCCCCAUCUCAUGCCAGGCCUUCUGCAGUGACAUCAGUUGUUGCUUCACCUAAUUCUGGAACUAGUGCCAUGGCUAAGAUUGCCCGAUUCCAAGAACUGAAAAGGACUAGGUCACCUCCUUUACUCUCUGGAGAUGAAGAAUUUUCAAGAAAAUCUAUUCAACCUAUGCAUCCAAGACCAAUUUUAUCUUCUCCUAUGGGGGGUAAUCAUGCCACAUUGCUUGGCAAUUAUCCCAACUUACCUGCUCAUCAAGGUCCGUUCAGAGCCUCGCCUAAUGUUGGUUCUUAUGAUUCUGAAAGAAGUUAUAUGGAGCAAGUUCCUAAUGUGCAAGGCCCAAAACGAACCAAGUUCCCACAUGUGCCAUCGGAAAAUAGACUUUCUUGGGAAAACCCGCGGUUCAAUGUUUUUCACAGUUCCUCUGAUUCUCAAUUUCCUCAGAGGUCUGUGCCAUCUGCAAACAGUACUGGUGUUGCUGCUACCAGGUUCACCAGCUCACCAAUUUCAGAAAGAACUAGGUCUCCUCCACAUUCUUUUGAUGAAGGUCUACACAGAAACUUGAGUUCCACUCAAUAUGAUACUGAACGAGAAAUGCAAGCCAAGGCAAAGCGACUGGCUCGUUUCAAGGUGGAACUGAGUGAAGAUGUGCAAAUCAGUCCUGAUUUUGCUGAUCAAAGAGUUUCUACUGAUAGACAAGAACAGUCUGCUGUGGAGAGGCAAAAAAUUGUUGGGGCACCUUCUUUAGAAUCAUCAAAGGAUUAUCUGAAUGAAAAUUCUUUAUCUGAUUACGAAGGCUUGGAAACAUCCAGUAUAAUUAUUGGGUUGUGUCCAGAUAUGUGUCCUGAGUCAGAAAGGGCAGAGCGAGAAAGAAAAGGGGAUCUUGAUCGGUAUGAACGCUUGGAUGGGGAUAGAAAUCAAACUAGCAAAUACCUUGCUGUUAAAAAGUAUAAUAGGACAGCAGAGAGGGAAGCCAAUUUAAUACGACCUAUGCCAAUCCUGCAGAAGACAGUUGGUCAUCUUCUCGAUUUGCUAGAUAAGCCCUAUGAUGAAAGGUUUCUUGGCUUAUACAAUUUCCUAUGGGAUAGGAUGCGAGCUAUCCGAAUGGACCUGAGGAUGCAGCAUAUUUUUAACCGAGAAGCUAUUACUAUGCUGGAACAAAUGAUAAGGCUUCACAUUAUGGCCAUGCAUGAGCUAUGUGAAUACACAAAGGGAGAGGGCUUUUCUGAGGGAUUUGAUGCACACCUCAAUAUUGAGCAGAUGAAUAAAACAUCAGUUGAGUUGUUCCAGAUGUAUGAUGAUCACAGGAAAAAGGGGAUAAAUGUACCAACAGAAAAAGAAUUUCGAGGUUAUUAUGCACUUCUCAAAUUGGACAAACAUCCUGGGUACAAAGUUGAACCAGCAGAGCUAUCGUUAGAUCUAGCAAAGAUGACUCCGGAGAUAAGACAAACACCAGAAGUAUUAUUUGCCCGUGAUGUUGCAAGAGCUUGUAGAAUGGGAAAUUUUAUCUCCUUCUUUCGACUUGCAAGGAAAGCGAGUUAUCUUCAAGCAUGCCUAAUGCAUGCUCAUUUUGCUAAGUUACGAACCCAGGCACUUGCUUCCCUACAUUCUGGUCUACUGAAUAAUCAAGGUCUCCCUGUUGCCCAUGUUGGGAGGUGGCUUGGUAUGGAGGAAGAGGACAUAGAAAACCUUUUAGAAUAUCAUGGUUUUUUGAUAAAGGAAUUUGAGGAGCAUUAUAUGGUAAAGGAAGGCCAAUUUCUCAAUAGUGACAGUGACUAUCCCACCAAGUGUUCAAAACUUGUCCACAUGAAACGAUCGAAAACGAUGGUUGAGGAUAUUUUGGCUUCUACUCAAGCCAUAUUCUUGCCUACUGAAGCGAAAAAAGAAAUUCAGCUUGAUAAGAUCUAUAAGCAUGACAAAGCAGCCAUUCCUUAUAUUGGAAGGAAAAUCUCAGUCUGUGCAGUUAAUGAAGAAAUGCCUGAUUCUGCAGCCAUUUCACCCCCAAAACAUAGCAGAUCAGUGCCACCCUUAAUUGAGGCAUCGAUGGUUGAUCAGCAAAGUCAAGAUGACCACAAGGUGACUAUGGCUAGUACUUCUCCCUGGAGUUUCUUAGUACCUCAUACUUCCCCUAAACACCAGCCAGCUAGAGUUGUAUCUGAGGAGAAACAAGAUGAUGAUCCUCUUUUCAGAAUGUCUCCAGAGAAUAAGUCUGCUUUUGGCAUGGAAGUUUUUCCUCUUCAAAUUGUGCCAAGAACAUCUCAGCAAGAUAGAUCCCCCAGUUUUAGAAGAUAUGAUUAUUCUGUAGAUAAUGCAUUGCCUCAAGUUGUAGCUAUUAAUAACUUAGAAGAUGAAGAACCUUCCGUUACUUAUCAAGAGAAAGAAAAUGAUGAAGUUAUGAUAGGUGAAAAUGAUGAAGCUAUGGAAAAUGAAAAAGAUGAAGUUAGGGCAAGUUAUAUAGAGGAAGAAGUUGCUCUGGCAAAACUCAAGUUAAUCUUAAGGUUAUGGAGGCGCCAUUCGUCAAAGCUAAAGGAGUUGCGUGAGCAAAGGAAACUAGCUGCAAAUGCAGCCCUAAAUUCGUUGUCACUGGGACCACGAAUUCAAAGGAACAAAGAUCAUUCCUUCACACGUGGCAAGUUUGAUAUUGAUCAUGUCAUGAUAGAGAGAUAUGAGAAACAGGAACGGUCAUGGUCAAAGCUGAAUGUUUCAGAUGUGGUAGCAGGUAUACUCAGAAGAAGAAACCGAGAUGCUAAGUUUCUGUGCUGGAAAAUUAUUCUAUGUUCUCAGGACAGUCAAGAAGGGGAUGAGCACAUGCAGAGGGGGCAGGUUUCACAUUUUGCAGCAGAAUCGUGGUUGUUUUCAAAGCUAAUGCCUCCUAGGAAAGAUUAUGAUGAUGAUCUGCUAGUUUCAUUUCCUGGCCUUUCAAUAUGGAAGAAGUGGCUUCCUAGCCAAUCUGGCUCUGAUUUGACUUGCUGCUUCUCAAUUGUUAAGUCAACAAAAGUUGACCCUCCAAAUAAUACUGUAUCUGGUGUAAGUGCAGUUCUGUUUCUUGUAUCUGAAAACAUCCCAUGGAAGCUCCAAAAAAUUCAACUCCAUAAUCUUCUGAUGUCAAUACCUUCUGGUUCCUGCCUUCCUCUUCUGAUCCUUAGUAGUUCAUGUAAUGAAGAGGUUUUAGAUCCUUCUGCUGUUAUAGUCGAUGGAUUAGGCCUCCGUGACAUUGACAAGUCAAGGGUGAAGAGUUUUGUUGUUAAAUUCCUUGUUGGGAACCAACAAUUGGGUUACUCAGAUGGAUUUUUCAGUGACGAGCAACUAAGGGAAGGGUUGGAUUGGCUGGCAAAUGAGUCACCUGUACAACCUGUUGUUCAUUGUGUCAAGACACGUGAACUCAUCCUGAGUCACCUGGGCUCUGCACUGGAGGUGCUUAAAAAGUUGAGUGAUCAUGAAGUGAGUCCAAAUCACUGUAUAUCAGCCUUCAACAAAGCCUUGGAUCUGUCACGGGACGAAAUUGUGGCUGCUGCCAAAGCAAAUCCUGCCAGUUGGCCCUGUCCUGAGAUUGCAAUAGUGGAGAAUUCUGGUGAUUUCAUCGAGAAUUGUUGUGUGCCAAGCAUAGGAUGGAGCUCUACAGAGAGAACAGAAUCAUUCGAGUGUUCAUUAAAUAACUUAAAACUUCCAGCUUUUCCUGAUGAUAUAUCCUGGUUGAGUAGAGGCUCUAACAUGGGCAAGGAGAUUGAGAUUCAGAGAUCACAACUUGAAAAUUGCUUGAUUAGAUAUUUGACACAAUCAUGCAUGAUGGGAGCUUCACUAGCUAUAAAAGAGGCAUCCAUAAUGCUACAAAGAAGCACAAGGCUUGAGCUUCAAAACUUGAGCUACUACAUGGUUCCAAACUGGGUUGUGAUUUUCCGUCGGAUUUUCAAUUGGCGACUAAUGAGUCUAGCCAAUGGGGCCUUAUCUUCGGCAUAUGUUUUGGAGGAGCAUCUUUCUGCUUUGGCUUUAGAUAAUCUGGAUAAGUCAGGACUUGUAGGUAUGCCUUACAGCGUAAACCAUCUGUCUUUAGAUGAAGUACUGGAAGGUGGCUUCGGCUCUCAUUUGACUCAGUGGACUCACUGUCGGCCCCUUGGAAAUAAAGAGAUUGACAGGCACCAUAUCAAUCCGGAAGUUCAGUGGCAUCUACCAGGGCUAGUCUUAAAUGGUGAAGUUCAAGAACCUGCUAACAUAAUUAACUUAGAAGACGAUGAAAGAAAUUCCCCACAGAAAGAUAAAUUGGUCACGACAGAUGAUGUUUCACAGACUACCAGUAAAUUAAACAACACAGCCACUGAAAUAAUGUUGUCCGAAAAUGUAGAGAGAGAGACUGAAAAUUUAAGUGAUUUGUUUGAGCGAUGCUUCAUGGUGCAGAACACAAAUUACAAAAGGCUGUCGGUGUUUUUCUGAUAUGCUAAUUGCUUGUGAAGAAUUUUGCCCAGUUGAAAUAUGAAUUUUGACAAGUAGAGUCUCUAUUUGUAACAUUAUUCCGAUGUUUUUUUAUAAUGUACACAAAGGUUAUAACGA